AUGGUGUCCCAGAAAGAAAUUAGCUUUGAGAAAAACUCUGAGGUGCUUAAGAAUUUCGAAGUUUUUAAUCAGGGUUUAGAAGAGGAAAAGCAUGAAUCUUCAAAUUUUUCAGGACCUACAAUCUUAUUUGAGAGAUUUCACAGUAAUGGAUCAAGUAGUAAAUAUUAUGCUUGCUCAGCUUGUAGAGACAGAAGAGACUGCUCAUUCUACCAUCUGGCUGACCAGAAGUUUACCCAAGCUAAAGAGGAAGUUUGGCAAAAUGUAAUACGAGAAGCAAGUUCCAAAGGGCGCCACACAGAUGUGUAUAACAGAUCAAAAUCUAUCAAGGAAUUGCCUGGUCUUCAGAGGGCUUAUUGCCUUACUUGCUCUGAGUUGUUGGGGUCCAAAAGGACUGGGCAUGGAAAAUGUACACUAAAGACGCCUCUCUUUGACUCAGUUAUGUCCCAGCCAUCAUUGUUGUUGCCUCCCAAAGAAAAUUCAAGAUUUGAGGCUCAGUACAUGUUUUCAGCAAACAGCGUGAAAGUUAUCAUGGGAAUGCUAAAUCAGUUGAAUGCAAAAAAGGUUCUGUGCCUGGGUACUCCACGGAUAUUCGAAGAAAUCAGUAAUUCUCCAGAGAAGAACAUGUCCAGUCUUCUGAUGGAUAUUGAUGGCAGAUAUUGUGCUUUCUUCUCACCAUCAGAGUUUGUUCGUUAUAACAUGUUCAAUCACCAUUUUUUUGAUGGUGAUAGAGCUAAAGAAACAUACUUACAGUUUGUCACAGGAAAUGAAAAGUUGGUGGUGGUAGCAGACCCUCCAUUUGGUGGCAGAAUGGAGUUACUGGCGCACAAUUUGCUUACUAUUCAGAAAGAAUGGAGAGUAGCUAAUAAGUUGUCUGAAGAAAAUCAGCUGUCAGUUUUCUUCAUUUUCCCAUACUUCAUGGAGCCCCAGGUCCUAGGACAGCUGCCAAACUUUGUGAUGUUGGAUUAUCAAGUGGAUUAUGAUAAUCAUCCAUUAUACUCUUCAGGACCAAAGGGCAUGGCCCAAGGAUCUGCAGUCAGAGUUUUUGUCAACGAUCGCCCCUCUUUGUUUGCAUUACCAGAAAAUAAAGGAUAUAGAUUGUGUGAUAUUUGCGACAGAUGGGUCCAGUCUACAAAUAAACACUGUAAUAAAUGUAAAGGCUGCAUGUCUAAGGAUGGGAGGACAUAUAAACACUGUGAUGAUUGUAACAAGUGCGUGAAACCUUCUUGGAAUCAUUGUUCAGGAUGUCAAAAGUGUCAGCCACAGGACCACAAGUGUGGAAAUGCAGAGAAUACAGUCAAGAGCUUCUUGUGCCACAGUUGUGGAAAGGAAGGACACAAGAGAGUUGACUGUCCUGACAGAAAGAGAUCACUUAGUGUGUCUGAAAAUUGA
Molecule: messenger RNA, 1389 nt
Organism: Macrobrachium nipponense
Lineage: Eukaryota; Metazoa; Arthropoda; Malacostraca; Decapoda; Palaemonidae
Product: rRNA N6-adenosine-methyltransferase ZCCHC4-like
Exons: 10
Coding region: 1-1389 (462 amino acids)
Biological process (GO): rRNA methylation
Cellular component (GO): cytoplasm; nucleolus
Molecular function (GO): zinc ion binding; rRNA (adenine-N6-)-methyltransferase activity; nucleic acid binding
Source: RefSeq, a predicted model, not a curated record